ACAAUUUUCAGGUUUACGAGAGGAACACAUUAUGUUGGUAUUGGAUAUCAAUUUUUCAAAAAUAAAGUAAAAUAAAAUGAACUAAAUUAAAUAGGAGUCAUUCUAGACGUCAUUUCGUCCAUACGUGAACUGUAUCAGUGUUACGUUUGUGUGCUUCAGAGCCUAAAAAGUGUCAAGGGGUUUCUUUCGUUUAAUUAUGUCAUGCAUCAACUUUUUUUCUUAGCCCUGCCCCGGUGUUAUCACUCCCAAUAGGAAAUACGGACAGCUCUCUUUUCACUUUAAAAUUUCCAUACUAUUGUCAUCAAAUGUAUCCGAGGAGUUUGUGUUUCCAAAGUAGUUCCGACAUUUUUGAUGGUACGUGAAGGCAUCGCCGUUUUGCGUCUCAUCAGUAUUUUUCAGUAAAUAAAUAGAAGAGCCAGAGGUGAAGGAAACCGUGGAAUGAUGGGAGUUGGACGCUAACGUAUCCAUCACCGCGCUGUGAUAUACAGCCGUAGCUCAUUUUUGGACCGCGUUCUGUUUUGGGUCCCAGCUGUAAUACUUUAAAAGGAGGAGGCUUGGAAUGGAUGGAGAAUAAGCCUCUCGGCCGGCCGGAGGCUCGACUGAUGCGGGUUAUGAGUCAGAAUCAAGUCUUUUCUAUUACGAAAGCUACCGGCGGUGGGAGGUUUCCGUGGAAGCAGGUGGGCUAGACUAGAGACUGAUGGGAAAUGACACCGCAAUGCUCCAAAUUAUUAUCUCCCUCCGCGAUGGAGGAUAGCCCCGAAGUAUCCUCAGAGGGAAGAAGACAGCUGCGUUUUAAUAAAACACACUUUCAGCCCCGCGUACUGUAGCUUAUUUAUUCUAUUAAUUUUGAUUUUCUGGAGUCCAUCUGCGUUGAAAUACUUUGCAGAAAUGUCCUUCACAAUGGAGGAUAGUUUGGAGUCCGGGUGGGUAGCCGUUCGGCCAAAUGCGUUUGAGGAGAAGGAGAAGCACAAAAUUGUUUUUAUCGUCGCCUGGAAUGAAGUUGAGGGAAAAUUUGCCAUAACGUGUCACAACAGGACCGUUCAGAGGAGAAGCCUGGGAAGGGACCCUCUGUCUGCGGUGACGAGCCUAGAUCAUGAAGAUAAAACAAAAUGGCCCGAAAGUCCCAUCCGGGAUAAAGUGUCUCGAAGUCCGAGCAAAGGAACCGACGAGGCUGCUGGCAAAAGCUGUGGCGCUAAAGCAGAGUUUCUGCUAGCAUCCAAAGCGAGCCCCGCCAAAACCCAGACAGCCGACGUCGACACCUGCGCAGAGGAGCAUCUCUUUGCCUCCAUGGACUCUCUGGACCUGGAGGAGAUAAGCCGAGAGGACUGCAGCUGGGCCGGGCUGUUCUCCUUCCAGGACCUCCGGGCCGUCCACCAGCAGCUGUGCGCGGUCGACUCGGUGCUGGAGCCGUGCCUGCCGGACUUCCCCGAGGAGCCAGCGGGGAUGUGGACGGUCCUGUUCGGCCCCGCGGAGGUGUCCCAGACAGAGAUGGACGAGCUGUGCGCCGGCUUGCAGGUGUACCUGGGGCACGCGCUCGACACCUGCGGCUGGAAGAUCCUGUCGCAGGUGCUCUUCACGGACAACGACGACCCAGACGAGUACUACGAGAGUCUGAGCGAGCUGAGGCAGUCUGGCUACGAAGACGCUUUAAACCGAGCCACAAAACAUCUGCAGGAGCUGCUGGACAUGCACAAAAGCACAGAGAGCAUGGUGGAGCUGCUGGACUUGUAUGAGCAGGAGGACCAGGCCUAUGGAGGGCUGCUGGAGGCCUCCACACAGCUGCACCAGUACCUGCUGCAGCCAUUCAGAGACAUGAGGGAGCUGGCAAUGCUGCGCAGACAGCACAUCAAGAUUUCUUUGGAAAAUGACUACUUGGGUCCGAGACGCAUUGCGGCGUUACAAAAGGAGGACUCUGACUGGCAGAAGAAAGCUCAGGAGGCAGUCCUGAACAUCCAGGAGUUCACCGUAAAAUACUUUGAGAUCACUGCCAGAGCCCAGAAAGGAGUUUAUGAGCGUAUGAAACUGGACCAGAGAAAGUUUGGGAAAUCCUCAUGGACUGCAGCGGUGGAGCGCAUGGAGAGACUGCGCUACUCUGUCGCCAAGGAAACCCUGCAGCUCCAGCGAGCCAGGGAGAUCAGUCUGGAGCAGAGGAAGCAUGCACUUCGAGAGGAGAUGCAAGGUCUGUGCAGCAGUGAGGACGCGAUGACCCUUUUAGACCACCUGGAGACGCAGUAUUAUGAGCUCCAGCUCCAGCUGUAUGAAAUACAGGCUGAGAUAUUACAGUGUGAGGAGCUGCUGCUCAGCGCCCAGCUCGACAGCAUCCACAGACAAAUGACAGAACGUCAGAAUGAGGUGGUUUACUAUGACACGUUUGAAAGUGCAGAUGACAUAACAGAAGUCGAUACUGCUGAGAGAGAGGAACUCCGCCGACUUCGGGUGAGCGCUCGACAGCUUGAGGCAAGGCGAGGCCGCAUCACUGCCAAGCGCUCCUAUCUGCGGAACAAACGGGAGAUUUGUGUGUCCAACCACAACGAGAAACAGCAGAGACGUCUAAAAAUCCACAAGGACCCCGUCUGCUGCCACGGCUUGCAGCUACAAAUGGAAACGAAUGAAGAUGAGGAAAUGAAGAACAGCAGAGUACGUAAGGAGAGGCAAAAAACCCUGGACAGACUGCGCUCCUUUAAACAGCGAUACCCAGGUCAGGUUAUUCUGAAGUCCACUCGGCUCAGCGCUGCCCUCACCAGAAGAAAGCAACGAGGCCGAAGCGCUGACACCACGGUCGUGGACGAGAAUGAGGAGUGUGUGGGCUCCGUAAGCGUGCAGACGGCCAACCAGCCCCUGUGUCUCAGUACGAGCGUGCAGACGGACCCCAGCGCCACGCUCACCACUCAGCCCGUCGCGACGGUCAGGGCAUCAGUCCCUCCUCUGCCGGUACCCAGCCCGGCAGAUUCCUCCUGCUCUCCCUGCUCCCUCUCCUCACUGCUAGGCUCCCCUGUUUCUCCACCUCCCCCACCUCCUCCCCCACCUCCACCUCCAGCAAAAGACCAGUCAUUGGGUUCUGAAAGCCCUGGACUAAAGAGCGUAGAACAACUUCUGAUCACCCCACUCGGUCCAUUCGUCCCUCGCUUUUUUGACAGCAGCCAACUGGUGAGCGCACGGAAGAAGCUGAGGAAAGUCCCAGAGUUUGAAGCUCACAGCAGAAGAGUGAGUUCACCCAUGGACGAGGUGCUGGCCUCCCUGAAGAGAGGCAGCUUUCACCUGAGGAAGGUUGACCAACGGCCCCUGCCUCCUUCCAAGAGUGACGACGAUCCCAACAGCAUUCUGGUUCAGAUUCGCAAGGGGGUCAAACUGAAACGGGUUCCCUGUAAAGACAGAACAGAGCAGAGAAAGCUCGCUGCAUCCACCGACCCCCUGACCAGGAGCAUCCACGAGGCGCUGCGGCGCAUCAAGGAGGCCUCCCCAGAGUCGGACUCAGAUGAUGACGGAGUGGCAGGCCUUGACUGGGAGAGUUAAGGUUUAUCAGAUAGCCCUCCUGACACUGAAAACCGCUGCGCUCCGCUGUAAACACUAUAGCUCACUCAUUCAAGCACACAGCACAGGCUCAAAUAUACCUGGUGGUUACGGCAGGUCAUUCACCCUGUUGGUGUUUGUUUUUAUUUCUGCUGUGUGUCACUGUGGUUUCAUUCCUACUUUCAGAUUGUUCUGAUGCCAAGUUUGAUUUUCAAUUUUUAUGAAGUGUACUGUGAAGUUCUGAACUUUGUUCACUUAUGCACCGUACUGUCACCUAAAGAAACUGAAGCUGGUU
This is a messenger RNA of Oryzias latipes (Japanese medaka), 3805 nucleotides long. Its product is annotated as junction-mediating and -regulatory protein. Gene Ontology annotation, cellular component: nucleus; cytoplasm. Gene Ontology annotation, molecular function: heme binding; transcription coactivator activity; actin binding. Gene Ontology annotation, biological process: 'de novo' actin filament nucleation; intrinsic apoptotic signaling pathway by p53 class mediator; positive regulation of apoptotic process. Lineage: Eukaryota; Metazoa; Chordata; Actinopteri; Beloniformes; Adrianichthyidae. The record is from RefSeq and is a predicted model, not a curated record.